AUGUUCAUCGAACGACUGAAGAAAGAUUGGGACCGACUUCCUCCUGGCCUAAAGAAACCAUGGGCGUUCAAAGAUGCUCUCCAAGUCCACGCAUCAUGCGGGGGCUUCAUCACAAUCUUGGAGACUUUGCGGAAAAACAUCCCGAAGGCUGACUAUGACACAGCUGUCACCACAUUGCAGGAACAAUUCAGUUUGGGCUACUUGGACCCAGAUAUUGUAGCGUUCCUGGAAAACGGCGUCCCUCCUGUCCAGCUGGCGGAGGUCAAUUUUGUGAGGAACAUCGUGACCUCUGUGGAGCAGCGGAAGCAGAACGAAAUGCACGAGAAGGAGCGGGAGUUGGCGGAACGUGUGGCGGCUGCUACAGUGGAACAGAUCCGCCACAAGUUCAACCAAGAUGUCGACACAUUGAAAGCAAGAACCCAAUGCCGCGAUGAGCUCGCGUUGGAAGCUGCGAAAGAUGCCAAGAAAGGCGUGCCAGCGCACUUGCAAAUUGUGCAGAACUACCUGCGCGGGAUGGCGUUUGGGGACAAGGAUGUGGUGGUAUGGGUGGACAUCUUGCCGAACAGGUACUGCGAGUUCGGCCGUGCUGUGUUGGGGCGCCUAUUGGAUUCCAAUGCAGGCCGCCCACCUGUCUUCUACUAUGGCUGCUUGCGUGACGAUCAAAAAGAUGUCAAGGAGGCAUUGGAGGACCUCGUGUACAACUUCUGGGACCAGUCGGAUGCUGCGCCGCCCAAAUCAAGGCCAGUGGAGACAGUGGCUGACCCAGAUCUGGUGCUGCUGAGCUGGUCCAACGGUCAACCAGCCUUUCCAGAACAAUUGCUCAGCAAAUUUUCUGAAGGAUCAGCGGGGCACAAAAGCAUCCACGACAUGCAGAAGGAGCUUCUCACCAUGUUCCCCAAUGCACAGGUCCAGGGCUCCCCAGGAACAGGAAGAGGCGGGAACCCACGAGCGACGGGCAGGCCUGACUACACUAUCGACGGCGGAGGGAGGCCCUUGGACUUUACCCGAGCACUGGACAAGACCAUUACUCCCAAGAGCUCCUUCAGUGCGGAGAGGAAGGUGUAUGUGGCAGCUGCCAAAGGAAAACCGUCUUUGGUGCUUGACACCAACUACGCUCUGUGGGUUGGCAAUGAGACGGACGAGGAGACGACUUUUGCACCCUCUGAGAUUGCUGGCUUCAACCUUGGAACGUUUGAGGAGAAGGUGGUUUCAG
This is a messenger RNA of Durusdinium trenchii, 1213 nucleotides long. The record is from the annotation of a GenBank genome assembly. Lineage: Eukaryota; Dinophyceae; Suessiales; Symbiodiniaceae.